AUGGCUAGAACUAAGCAAACAGCAAGAAAAUCUACCGGUGGUAAAGCCCCAAGAAAACAACUAGCGUCCAAAGCGGCUAGAAAGUCCGCACCAUCUACCGGUGGUGUCAAGAAGCCUCACAGGUACAAGCCAGGUACCGUUGCCUUGAGAGAAAUCAGAAGGUUUCAGAAAUCCACAGAAUUGCUGAUCAGAAAGCUGCCUUUCCAGAGAUUGGUGCGUGAAAUUGCGCAAGAUUUCAAGACCGAUUUGAGAUUUCAGUCCUCGGCUAUCGGUGCCCUACAAGAAUCCGUUGAAGCGUACCUCGUCUCGUUGUUCGAAGACACCAACUUGGCUGCGAUCCACGCCAAGCGUGUCACUAUCCAAAAGAAAGACAUCAAGCUUGCCAGAAGACUACGUGGCGAAAGAGCUUAG
This is a messenger RNA of Lachancea mirantina, 411 nucleotides long. The record is from the annotation of a GenBank genome assembly. Lineage: Eukaryota; Fungi; Ascomycota; Saccharomycetes; Saccharomycetales; Saccharomycetaceae.